GGCAUCAUCCCCUGUUCCGCCACCUCCUUUGGCUGAAGAACUUCUUGCUAAACCCUCUUCCUUCCUUCGGUAACCAUCGGGGCUUCCUAGUGUAUCUACAGCCAGCAACAUCUGUCUUAUUUUUGUUCCUUCCUGUGUUGAGCUGACAGUAAUCCCACCUGCGUUGAAGCGGCACAAACGCAUACCGACGCCUCGUUUUUCUCUUGUGUCUGUCUUGGUCGUACGGCGGACACAUUUCACAGCCCACCUCGGUAUUCCUCGAGUUGGAGGAGGACUUCUUUCUCACGCAACAUACCUAUCAGAACAUAAUCGUACCACAUGAACCCAAAGCAGCGUCCAAUCGGAUUAACCAGGCACCCAAAGGAAGACUUCUAGAAGUAUUGGUGCUUCUAGAGUCUCUCGAUCACACUAUUGUGUUUAAUAUUAUAAUAACCCCCUCGCCGAGAAACCACUGGAUCCCCCCUACCUAAUCAACAAGCCACGACAUCACCAAGACCCUCUAUAAUUCCCUAAUCACUAUUCCAACAUCAAACGACUCAUAUUCUUAAUUCUUUAUUAUUUUCACAAUGGAGUUCUCCAACGACGGCAGCUCCAUCUUUCACCGGUUCCAAGCCGCCUUCGUCCACGACGGGCAGGGGCAGCUGCUGUACUGCACCGGGCCGCAGAAAGCCUGCGUACAGCAGCACUGGACCUCGUUCAUCAGCCACAACCUCCCUAGCCAGAAGUUUCAGACGGCAAGAGAAACGACAACGGCACCAAGCGAAGGCGUGUCCACAAAUCUCGACGGGCCGUUUCAAGGCUCGAAACUCUAUGAGAUGCGACGGAGCGAUUCACACACGACGGCGGGCUUCAUCAUCGACGCCGCCGCUACGUCUCAACAAAACGCAGCCAGCGCACAGUUUGAUGACUUUUUUGUCCAACUGCUCUUAGACCAAGCCGACUUUGCCAUCCGCGACCAUGAGCAUCUAAGUUGUGGCCCUUCUACGGCCUCUCCAAUGGACGCUACAUCCGAGAUCGUCAGCCUGUUUGAUAGCUUUCUAAGAUAUCAGGGCAAGGACGACCAGUGGGAAGCGAGCGGCAAAGCGUAUUUCACAGAGCGUGUUCGACACUUUACCUCGCAGCAGGCAACAAUCGAACUCUGUCUUCCUGCGUUCCCGUGCAAAUCGUCAAAUACCAACAAGGUCCUCGGGAAAGCCCCUGACCGCGGGGAACAGCUCGCUCUGGAGCGGCUUCACGAGUUUGUAGAGGCUAUUGAAAGGGUGUAUGAGCCCGGUGCCAAGAUGUGGAUUAUCAGUGACGGUCACGUCUUUAGCGAUUGCAUCGGAGUCGACGAUGAAGAUGUCGAUGUGUACGGCGAGCAGUUGAAGGAGAUGAACCGCGCAGUCGGCAUCAGCAGAGGCAACACUAACAGAAUCGGCUUCAAGUCGCUCGUCGAUCUGUUUGAACUCAACGAGUCAAAGUCGCAGCACAAGCUCUCGUCGCUGUCACAGGAUCUCAACAUCCCCAGCAUAGAGCACCACGUCGAGACGAAGCUGACUUUAGAGGCAGAGCUCUGCAGACGGAUCCUCAUGGCUGGCUGCCAGCCCCAAGAGUCUGCGGUGCGAGCCAAGAUCAAGUCGCAGAACCCGGCCAUCCUAGCUCUGUAUCGUGGGUUCUCGAGAUUCAUGCUGGAGGACCUCGAGCUUCACCCUUUCACUCUGGGCAUGACGCGAAGUCAGAGGAAGAAGUUGUCGCCCAAGGUGGCGUUUGAGAUGAUUAUGAGAAACCAAGCAUACUCUAAUCUGGUUGAGUUGCUUCUUCCUAAUCACGUCCGUCUCUCUAUUCAUGCGUACGCUCUACUCCAAACAAUUCUCUUUGCGCCUUCGUGCUUGAGUCUAAUAAUUCUCAAUCUAAUAGUCACAACAACGCCGGCCCCAAAUUUGGGAUUCAACUCUUCGACCCCGCCGUCGUCCGCGCGGUCGAGGGCCUCUCACCGGACGGUACGCCAAUGACCUCCCGUGACCUGCUGCAUAUCCCGACGCCGUGGCACAACUGCGUCGUCGAGGUGGAGAGCAGCCCUUAUCUCCUCGUGACCAAGGCCAGUGUACCGCGCCAGGCAGUCAGCUUGGGCGCCGUGACCGGUGAAGUCUCUACCAAGAAUGCGCCCUGCUUCGUCCUCCGGCCGAAGAAAAGUGGCUCUGCAGCUUCUAAGGAGAGUGAGGUGGAGAAAACGGUGAAGGAACAGGAAGAAGUCGUCGUGGCGCCCGUGGCCGUUGCCCAGAAACCUGUCGUUACCUCUGCACCGGCCCCAACUCAGAGACCUAGGGUUGCUGCAAAGGGUAAGAGACGGUUCGACUGGGUCCGGAGGCUGGCUGCGUUCCCAGUCAUCGGCUGGCUAGGUAUGAUUUUUUAUCAUCGCUUUGUGGAGACGUUUGUUUGAAAAUGGGGUAUGAAUAAAGAUAAUGGAGUACCUACAAGUAAGAGCAUGUGAAUUGGACAAAUGGGAAACUGGGGUGUUAUAUCAGGCGGGGUUUUCUUUAUGACGCUUUUAUGUUUUGUUUUCGAACGAAAAUGUCU
Colletotrichum scovillei is the source of this 2556-nucleotide messenger RNA. RefSeq names its product pyoverdine/dityrosine biosynthesis protein. The transcript is spliced from 3 exons. Bases 567 to 1991 code for a protein of 474 amino acids. The record is from RefSeq and is a predicted model, not a curated record. Lineage: Eukaryota; Fungi; Ascomycota; Sordariomycetes; Glomerellales; Glomerellaceae.